This is a messenger RNA of Labeo rohita (rohu), 527 nucleotides long. Its product is annotated as integrin alpha-L-like. The record is from RefSeq and is a predicted model, not a curated record. Gene Ontology annotation, molecular function: integrin binding. The transcript has 6 exons. Lineage: Eukaryota; Metazoa; Chordata; Actinopteri; Cypriniformes; Cyprinidae. Gene Ontology annotation, cellular component: integrin complex; external side of plasma membrane. Gene Ontology annotation, biological process: cell-matrix adhesion; cell adhesion mediated by integrin; cell-cell adhesion. Bases 21 to 527 code for a protein of 168 amino acids.
AGUUCUGGCACUGAGCUGAAAUGAAGUAUUCUGAGCAAUCCCAUCACAUACAGACCAGCAACAGCAGAAUGCAGACACAAAUCUGGACUCUCUUCGUGUGGGCGUCUCUGUCAGAGGCCUUCAACAUCGACACUGAACAUCCACUGAGAUUUAAUGGCACACCAGAAGAUUUCUUUGGUUACAGCGUUUAUCAGACUGAGUUUGGAAACAGGAAACAGAUCAUUGUUGGAGCCCCAUUACAAGGAAACUUGAGAGGGGAAAUUUACAGCUGCACUGCAGAUCUGCAGUCCUGCAAACAGCUGCAGCGGCCAGGUUCAGAGAGCGUCCGGUUCAUCGGCAUCGAGCCGUGGCUACGAUCAAAUCUCACGUCAGAAUGCACCAUGAGAGAAGUCAAUGUGGUGUUUCUCUUUGAUGGAUCCAGCAGUAUGAAAGCACAUGAGUUUCAAAUGAACAAAGACUUUAUUAAAAAUGUUAUGAAGGAACUUUCAGACUCAUCCAUAAAGACUUAUUUAAUUACAUUUUUUUAA